AUGUCCGUCAUCAAGGCAAUUGCGGCCGAUGUCCAGAGGUAUGCUCUUCUCGCAUACAGCCACUUUCAAACAUUCUCCUUGCUGCAACAGACACUGUUGGUGAUAUCCAUUCCUUUCUUAUACUCUGCGCUUUGGCAACUCCUCUACUCGUUCCGUAAGGACAGAGUCCCAAUGGUCCACUACUGGAUUCCAUGGGUCGGCUCCGCCGUUGUUUACGGAAUGCAACCUUACGAGUUUUUUGAGAAUUGUCGUAAACAACAUGGUGAUGUGUUUUCCUUUCUCUUGUUGGGCAAGGUCAUGACUGUUUAUCUUGGUCCAAAGGGCCAUGAGUUUGUCCUCAAUGCAAAGUUGAGUGAUGUCUCCGCGGAAGAUGCUUACACCCAUCUCACCACUCCUGUUUUCGGUAAGGGCGUCAUUUACGAUUGUCCAAAUUGGAAGUUGAUGGAACAGAAGAAGUUUGCCAAAGUUGCCCUCACCAAGGAAUCCUUUAUUAGGUACGUCCCCCUCAUCAAGGACGAGAUGCUCAAGUAUUUCAAUGCCAACUUUAGGGGGGACUCGGGCAAAACCGAUGUUUUGAAAUCGCAGUCGGAAAUGACGCUCUUUACCGCAUCUCGUUCUCUCUUUGGUGACGCUCUACGUAAUAGAUUGGACGCUUCUUAUGCUGAGAUGUACAGCGACUUGGAUAAGGGCUUUACCCCUCUGAAUUUCGUCUUCUCCUAUUUGCCAUUGCCUAACUACUGGAAAAGAGAUGCUGCACAUAAGAACAUCUCAAACACUUACUUGGAUUUGAUCAAUACAAAGCGUGCCGGUGGUGAAAUCAAAAAUGAGGAUUUGGUUGAUGCAUUGUUGAAAAAUUCAGUUUACAAGGAUGGUACUAGAAUGACCGACGAGGAAUUAGCCCACUUGAUGAUUGGUGUCUUAAUGGGUGGUCAACAUACUUCUUCUGCAACAUCUGCUUGGUUCUUAUUACACCUUGGUGAAAAACCUCAAUUACAAGAAGAAAUUUACAGAGAAAUCCAAUCGGUUUUAGGUGAAAAUUUCGAAAGAGAACUCACUUAUGAUGACUUACAAAAACUCGAUUUAGUCAACGCCACAAUCAAAGAGACCCUAAGAUUGCACAUGCCAUUACAUUCCAUUUUCAGGAAAGUCACUCGUGAUUUACCCGUUCCAAACACUUCGUACAUUGUUCCAAAGGGCCAUUAUGUUUUGAUCUCACCAGGUUAUACAAUGUUAAGUGAAAGAUACUUCCCUAAUGCCAGCGAAUUCCAACCUCAUAGAUGGGAUGAAAUCAAGUCCAUUGAUGGUGGUAUCUCUUUGCCUGCUGAAGGUGAAAAUGCAAAGGAAACUGUCGAUUACGGUUUCGGUAAGAUCUCUAAAGGUGUUGCAUCCCCUUACUUACCUUUUGGUGGUGGUAGACAUAGAUGUAUUGGUGAACCUUUUGCUUACACCCAAUUAGGAACUCUUUUGGUCCACUACAUCCAGAACUUUAAGUGGACAGCCAAGGUCCCUCCAAUUGAUUACACCUCUAUGGUUACCUUACCAACACAGCCAGCGGAAAUCAAGUGGGAGAGAAGACAAAAGAACUAG
Pichia kudriavzevii is the source of this 1587-nucleotide messenger RNA. RefSeq lists its product as uncharacterized. Lineage: Eukaryota; Fungi; Ascomycota; Pichiomycetes; Pichiales; Pichiaceae. Gene Ontology annotation, molecular function: monooxygenase activity; heme binding; iron ion binding. The record is from RefSeq and is a predicted model, not a curated record. Gene Ontology annotation, biological process: ergosterol biosynthetic process. The coding region runs from base 1 to 1587 and encodes 528 amino acids. The transcript has a single exon.